CCUCAGUCACAUGAACCUGUUGUUGUUGCUGUGAUGGUGACCGGAGCGUUUUCCGAACCAUGUCGCUGUCUGAGGAAGAAUUGCGUCCCUAGGGCGACUCGUUACAUGUUUUAAACGACGCCGUUUAUCCCGAGACAUCAGGGACAUCGAUUCUGUGACGUCAGUGACAGGGAACCAAAGCGUUUCGCAGUCAUGCUGCGGUGGAUUCUGGGUGGUCGUGACGCUCAGAGCUCCGUGGAGAAACGUCAGGUGUUGUGCAUCGGAGAGGAACAACCCAAAAACUGGUUCACUGAGCUGCAGGUGCUGAAAGGACAUUUUGACAUUGUUCGAUUUCUGGUGCAGAUUGAUGACUUCAGAUGUGCGUCUGCGGGCGACGAUGGUCUUGUUCUGGUCUGGAACGUGGAGACUGGCGAGCGUCUGCAGGAGCUGCGUGGCCACUCGCAGCAGAUCACGGCCAUCGCCACCUUCGCCUGCAGCGACGGACCCCUGCGCCGCACGCUGCUGAUCUCCGCCUCGUCGGACCGCAGCCUCAGCCUGUGGGACCCUGACUCGGGGAACCGAGUCCAGAUGGUGUCGGAUCUCCAGUCGUCCGUCAAGUGUCUGCUGGUGCUGGAGCGUCUGGGCAUCUUUGUGUCAGGCGGCGAGGAGGUCUGUGUCUGGAGCAAGGACUUCCACCUGCAGAGUCACCGGCAGAACCACAGCGACACUGGGGUCACUGCUCUGAUCGAGCUGCCUAAAAAUUGCCUCGCUGCUGCCGCUGACAAGGAGAUUGCCAUCUACAGGCUGACGGCCACCGACUCCACCAUCACUCUGUCUGAGCUCCGUCGGCUGUCGGACCACCAGGACCAAAUCAGAGCUCUCAUCAACGUCAACGACGGACUCUUCGCCAGUGGCUCUCACGCAGGUGAGCUGAUCCUGUGGGACGCCGUGGAGUGGAACGUCCUGGCGUACGAGCACAUCCUGUGGGAGGAGCCCUGCAGCCAGGCCGAGAUCCGGAUGGGCUCGUCCAAGCCCAGCGAGAUGUCGGUCCAGCACCUGAGCUCCAACGGAAGGCUGGUCCUGGCCGCAGUGGGCAGUGGGCUAUACGUCUACAGCGUCCUGAGCCGGACCGUCGUGGCCUACAGGAAGGUGGCGCACGACUCCAACGUCCUUCACACGGUGCUGCUGUCCGACAGUGAACUCAUGUCCUGCUCUGAAGACGGAAGCGUGAGGAUGUGGGAGCUGCAGGAUCUACCGCUGCAGGCCGAACCUGCCUCCGCAGGGUUCUUUGGGAUGUGGAACUUUGGGCGCUCCAGUAAGCCAGCCGGACCUCCGUCCAAGAAGAACCCGGAACUUCUGAACCUCAAGACUCUGGAGCUGACGGGCGACUUGAUCGGACACUCGGGCCCGGUGCAGAUGUUCGUGGGCCUCCAGGAGAACGGGCUGCUCACCUGCUCCGCCGACCACCUGCUGAUCCUGUGGAAGAACGGCGAGCGUCAGUCUCGCCAGCGCAGCCUGGCGCUCUUCCGUAAACUGGAGCAGAACGGAGGGCUGUGACCUCCGGUGACCCCGGGAGGUCGUUCCUGCUGCAUUCAUUUGUGUGUUUCUGAAACCAUUGAUUGUUUUUAUGUUUGAGAAUAAAACAGGACGUUUGAAUCCACCAAUCAAGAUUCAGUUCUG
Molecule: messenger RNA, 1659 nt
Organism: Synchiropus splendidus (mandarinfish)
Lineage: Eukaryota; Metazoa; Chordata; Actinopteri; Syngnathiformes; Callionymidae
Gene: wdr41
Product: WD repeat domain 41
Exons: 14
Coding region: 193-1536 (447 amino acids)
Biological process (GO): regulation of autophagy
Cellular component (GO): lysosomal membrane
Molecular function (GO): protein binding
Source: RefSeq, a predicted model, not a curated record